AUGGAAAGCCUGGGGCCUGGGUGCCCGGAUGCUUGGGCUGGGGUGGGGACCCCCUUGGUGUUUCCGUCUUCUCAAUGCCCAUUCUGUGUGGGUUCCUGAUUCUCUGCGGGUUCUUUCCUGCUGAAGACAAUUCUCUUCCUGUCCCAGCCUAGGAUUAGGGGGCUGAACCCUAGGCUCCAGUGGUUUGGGCCUCAGUUUUAGGGGUGGAAUGUGCCUGCCACCCCCAGGCUAGACGAGGAGGCUGAGGGUCAGGGUGGGCAUUUGUUGUGCCCCUUUUUGACCUUUGUAGGCCAGAGCUGGAUGAGGGGCUACACAAUGAGCCUCCUUUUCCUUGAAAGAAGGAAUUUUGGCUGACACAAUAGGGCCCUGUCUGCUCUGGCAUGGAGGGUGGUGGCUGACUCAACUCUGUGCCCCCCAAGCCCUAACAAAUGUCAUCAAGAGAUGGGGGCACUUUUCCCCUUAGUUCCUUGGGCUGCCCCCCUGCCCUUUUGACAACUUACUUUUAUUUCUUUUCUCAGCUGAUCUUGCCUCUUCUCUCAUGACUUGAUCUGCUGUUUCUUGCCAGCCUGCCCUUCUCCCUGCCCCCAAUUCUCCAGCAGUCUGUCUUGGGUUGAAGUAGGGCUAGGGAAAGGUCAGAGGGUAUUGGUGGUGUUAGAGCUAGGAGUCUCUGUUAAUUUAGAAAUCCAGAAUUUGGGGCCCUCAUAGGGUUAGGAAAAUUCUUCUAGGGAGCUCUAUGCUAGAGUGGGGGUGAGAGUUAUAGGACUUGACCCCACUGAGCUGAUCAGGCUAGAACUAAGGAGGAGGCUUGUGGGAGGGGGUAGGAAUGGGAGGCCUCUGUCUGGCCUAGCCCCUCCUCUCCUUCCCUGCCCAGAGGGCCCACCCACCAGUCUGAGCUGCUGCUGCUGAGGCUGAUCUGCCUGAAGUCUCCCUGGAGAGAGAGGAAGCCAGCCCACAGAGUCUGGACUCAAAGAGAAUCAUGGGGUCCAAGGCUGAGCUGUGCACAUUCUUUGGUGGACUUUCAUUCCUCCUGCUAUUGAUAUCAGGCGAGGGAGCCAAGGGUGUAUCCCUCAAAGAGAGUCAGGGGGUCUGCUCCCAGCAGACGCUGGUGGUCCCGCUACGCUACAAUGAGUCCUACAGUCAACCGGUAUACAUGCCCUACUUGACCCUGUGCGCUGGAAGGCGCAUCUGCAGCACUUACAGGACCACCUACCGCGUGGCGUGGCGGGAGGUGAGACGGGAAGUGCAGCAGACCCAUGCCAUAUGCUGCCAGGGCUGGAAGAAGAGACAUCCAGGAGCGCUCACCUGUGAAGCCAUUUGCGCCAAGCCUUGCUUGAACGGAGGCGUCUGUAUUGGGCCGGACAAGUGCGAGUGCGCCCCCGGCUGGGGAGGGAAGUACUGUCACGUGGACGUGGAUGAGUGUAGGACCAGUGUCACCCUCUGUUCGCACCGUUGUUUCAAUACCGCCGGUAGCUUCACUUGUGGUUGCCCGCAGGGCCUGGUGCUGGGCCCCGAUGGACGUGCCUGCGCAGAGGGGUCCCCGGAGCCCCCAACCAGUGCCAGCAUUCUGAGCGUGGCGGUUCGGGAAGCCGAACAGGACGAGCGCGCCCUAAGGCGGGAGAUUCGUGAACUGCGAGGGCGCCUGGAGGGGCUGGAGCAGUGGGCCGCACAGGCUGGAGCUUGGGUACGGGCAGUGCUGCCCAUGCCACCCGAAGAGCUACAGCCAGAACAAGUGGCUGAGCUAUGGGGCCGGGGUGAUAGGAUCGAAUCUCUCAGCGACCAAGUGCUGCUGCUGGAGGAGAGGCUGGGCACCUGUGAGUCUUCUUGCCCCUCCCCACUCAGACCCCUAUCCCAACUGCCCGAACUCCUCCAGAGACCUUCCAGGUUCCGAAUUCCCUCAUUCCAGAAACCUCUCCUCAAAGUUCACUCUUUACUACCUUCCAGGAUAUCUCCAUUUUUCUCCUAAUCUGGGACCCUGCCUCAGUCUGGGUGAGAGAAGCAGUGUGGGCCCCUCAGACUGGGGCAGUCCCCAGAGACUUCAGCCAUGGUGUCACACUAUCCCCUUGUCAUUAACCAGGCUCCUGUGAGGACAACAGCCUGGGCCCAGGACUGAAUCGAUAAGGAACUUCUAGAGCACCCAAUCCCCUAAUUUAUAGAAACUGGACCCCACUAAUCCUCUGGGAUUGGCCAACUGGGAGCUGCAAAUAAGACUGCCACAGAGGAGCUAUGAGCCUGGAAACUUUGAAGAGCUGAAGAAUGGGCAAAGGCAGGCUGUUAGCCUGCCCAUUUCUUCCGGCUGGG
Urocitellus parryii (Arctic ground squirrel) is the source of this 2298-nucleotide messenger RNA. It is a transcript of the gene Egfl8, whose product is annotated as EGF like domain multiple 8. Gene Ontology annotation, biological process: anatomical structure development. The record is from RefSeq and is a predicted model, not a curated record. Gene Ontology annotation, cellular component: cell surface; extracellular region. Lineage: Eukaryota; Metazoa; Chordata; Mammalia; Rodentia; Sciuridae. Gene Ontology annotation, molecular function: calcium ion binding; signaling receptor binding.